Xylona heveae TC161 is the source of this 2249-nucleotide messenger RNA. RefSeq names its product putative ER to Golgi transport protein. Gene Ontology annotation, biological process: phosphoenolpyruvate transmembrane import into Golgi lumen. The record is from RefSeq and is a predicted model, not a curated record. Lineage: Eukaryota; Fungi; Ascomycota; Xylonomycetes; Xylonales; Xylonaceae. The transcript is spliced from 2 exons. Gene Ontology annotation, cellular component: Golgi apparatus; endoplasmic reticulum. The coding region runs from base 315 to 2006 and encodes 563 amino acids. Gene Ontology annotation, molecular function: phosphoenolpyruvate transmembrane transporter activity; antiporter activity.
GGAAUUUCAAAUAGGGGAGCAACAAACCAGGGUUAUACGAUUGCACUGAGAGCCAAUAUUGUAGCCGGUCCUUUACUCUGUUGCUAUAAUUUGUUGCUGAAUGCAACAAUACUACACCGACUACACCGAACAACCUCCAUCACUGCCGUUGGCAAGCACCGCAUUUCCAGCUCGAACCGUUUCCACAAACUAUACAUUCCAGAAAAACAAAUUGCGCACUCUACCAACACUUGGUUUCCAUGGCUUCCGUCGACCUGGAUUAUACAUAGCGAUAUAAUAUCACCCUCCGUUUUGCUUCAGAAGGGCGACUGACGAUGACCUCUCUCGCGAUUGAACAGCGCGCUUCAACUUCGGAAAGACCAUUGGCCUUUCAGCCUUCCGAUAAUAUAAUUAUACCUGUUGGCACCUCUGAGACGCUCUCUUCUUUCCCUCAAUUAGAUGUUAAGCAGACUUCAUUCCCAUCCGACACAGACGUAGAGUCUUUCAAGAAUGAUGGACAGGCGGACCUCUGGCAAACUCGCAAAGACAAUUUUAUGCGCUGGAACGAAGAGGGACAUCGAGCAGUCGGCGGGCAUGGCAGACAGAAAAGUCUGAGCGAUGCCCUUAAAACAAUUCGCACGCGGCGGGGCAGCGUGAGCGCCAACGCACACGAAAUUGCGGAUGCGCUCAAGGCCCCUGUGUCGCCUCGAUUGAUUUUCCUCUGCCUCGUUUGGUACCUUAGUUCUGCGCUUACGAACACUUCUUCGAAAUCGAUUCUGAACGCAUUCGCGCAGCCGAUUACCCUGACGCUUGUGCAAUUCGGAUUUGUCUCGUCAUGGUGUGUUUUCCUAGCUUAUGUCGCGCAUCUAAACCCGAGCUUGAGGAACGUAAUUCCAGCGCUGCGCCAUGGGCUCCGUUAUCCCAGCAAGGAUGUCAUCCUGACAACGCUACCUCUUGCAGCCUUUCAGGUCGGGGGCCAUAUUCUAAGCGCGAAUGCGACAUCGAAAAUUCCCGUAUCAUUGGUGCACACUAUAAAGGGGCUUUCUCCUCUCUUCACAGUCUUGGCUUACAGGGUUCUCUUCAAGGUGCACUACGCUACGUCCACGUAUCUUUCGCUCUUUCCCCUCACGCUUGGAGUAAUGUUAGCAUGUUCUGCCGAAUUCUCUGGAAACUUCGGAGGAGUUCUAUGUGCAUUUGGCGGUGCGAUCAUAUUCGUGACCCAAAAUAUUUUCUCCAAAAAGCUUUUCAAUGAGGCGGCCAGGGCCGAGGCCGAUGGCCAAAGACAAAAGAGCAGAAAAUUGGAUAAGCUCAACCUGUUGUGUUACUCUUCCGGCCUUGCUUUCGUCCUAACAUUCCCAUUAUGGCUAUGGACCGAGGGCUUUUCCUUGCUGGUGGACUUCUUUCAUGAUGGUGCUUUAGCAUUAUCCAAGAAUAGUGAUGCUCUGGGUCCAUCCAGGCUCGCCGCCGAGUUUUUCUUCAACGGAACGUUUCAUUUUGGACAGAACAUCAUAGCAUUCGUUCUUUUGUCCGCUGUGUCCCCUGUGACUUAUUCCGUCGCAAGUCUCGUGAAGCGAAUAUUCGUCAUUGUUGUCGCAAUAGUCUGGUUCGGCAACAAGACGACUAUUAUACAAGCUGUUGGAAUAUCUCUCACAUUCAUCGGGCUAUACCUUUAUGACCGCUCCAGUGAUGCGACAAAGGGCCGUCGCCGGGCGCAAUCAACUCAGCGAAGAGUAGAGGGUCCUCUUUUGCCGCUCACCAAAGACCGCAAAGGCAGAGAUGGUGAGCCAACAAUGGAAUCAGGGCAAGCUACUUCCUCAGGACAGCUUUUUGGCAGUCCACACGCUUUUUCUGGUGUCAACGGAGAUGGGAAGAAGCUGGAUGGAGCUGGCCCGGGACGAGCACGGGCUUCGAGCAAUGCUGCGAGUUGGUUGCCUCCAGGUACGAGGCAGGAGCAGACCUGGAAACCAGAAGAUACCAUUGCACCAAGGGCAGACCCGGCGCCCUGGACAGAUACUACAGUUGCGUGAAGGCAUGCCACGGCGUUUUGUUGGGGCAAAUAACAUAGAUUUAUAUUCCUUGUAAUAGUAUUGAUAUCUAGAAAGUUGCGUUCAAAGUAUAGGCAGCAUAUUUAAGGAGAUUGUCCCGUGUUGGUUCGGUAAAUGGUGAUUACUGACCAGGAGUGGGAUUGGGUGGAUGUAGAACCGUCGGUAAAGAACUAAAACCUCAUGGAGCUUCACAGUUGUGAGAGCUCUGGUUGGCUCCAGUAACGG